AUGAAGCGACGUGUUGCAAUUAAGCGCGGAACAACGACCCAACCGCAGCGCAAGAAGCGCGCUUUGGGCGACGACGCCUUCGACUGGGGAAAGGGCGACUCGAACGACGUGAUCGCGUCGGACAGCGAGGCCAGUGCACAGGCCAGCGAUGCCAGUGAGGACGAGAGCGAGGAGGAGCAGAAGGAAACAGCGCAGGAGAAGCGUUUGCGACUGGCUAAGGAGUACUUGGGAAAAAUCACGGCGCAGGAGGCUGGCACCGACGAUGAAGACGAUGAGGGUGAUGGCGUGGAGGAGCGCGUGGGUGCGCGACUGCAACAGGACGCGCUGGAAGCGAUGGGAAAGCUUUUUAAGAAGGUGGCGGCAGAUUACUCGGAGUUUGAGUUUGAUGCAGACUCUACGAAGUUCCUGAAGGGCCACCGCCUGCCUGUGACCAGCCUCUGUCUGCUGGAGGACGGCAAGACAGCUUUCUCGGCCGCCAAGGACGGGUCGCUACUGCGAUGGGACCUCGCUCAGCAGAAGAAGACUAAGCUAACGUUGCCCAAGGACGAUGUAGCUGCCGAGAAGGCCACGACGGACAAAGGUCGCUGCGUUUUGGCGCUGGCCGCUAGCUCGGACGGCAAGUUCCUAGCCAGCGGUGGCCGUGACAAGCUCGUACGUGUGUGGGACGUGGAGAAGGGCGAACUGCAGGAGAGUUUCGCGGGACACCGUGACGCUGUGUCUGCUCUGGCCUUCCGUCUGCGCUCGCACUCGCUAUUCUCAGGAUCUCUCGACCGCUCCAUUAAGCACUGGAACCUCACAGAGAUGGGAUACGUCGAGACGCUGUUCGGUCAUCAGAGCGAGGUGAACGGACUCGACAGUCUGUACAAGGAACGCGUGGUGAGCUGUGGUCGUGACCGUAGUGUGCGUAUGUGGAAGAUCCCGGAAGAAACACAACUGGUGUUCUACGGCAACUCGGGCUCCAUGGACUGCGUCAAGAUGGUCACGGACGAGUACUACGUCACGGGUGGAGACGACGGCUCUCUCUCGCUUUGGUUCAACGGCCGUAAGAAGCCUGUCUGUGUUAUCCCGAACGCUCACGACGGCAAAUGGAUUAGCAGUGUGGCGGUCAUGCCGCGAACGGACCUCGUUGCGUCCGGAUCUAGUGAUGGUCAGAUUCGGUUGUGGCAAGCUGAUCUACAGGGACGCAGUCUGACUCCAGUGGCUUCGAUGCCAUUGGAGGGCUUUGUGAACGCGCUGUGCUUUGACGCGAAGGCUCGUUUUUUGCUUGCCGGUGUGGGUCAGGAACACCGCUUGGGACGAUGGGAGAAGCUGAAGGUCAAGAACGGCAUUGCGAUCAUUGCUUUGCCCAGCAUAGACGGUGAACAGGAAGAGGGCGACGACGAAGAAGAGGAGGCGGAGAGCGAGGACGAGUCUUAA
Phytophthora infestans T30-4 is the source of this 1416-nucleotide messenger RNA. Its product is annotated as U3 small nucleolar RNA-interacting protein, putative. The coding region runs from base 1 to 1416 and encodes 471 amino acids. Gene Ontology annotation, molecular function: protein binding; snoRNA binding. The transcript has a single exon. The record is from RefSeq and is a predicted model, not a curated record. Lineage: Eukaryota; Oomycota; Peronosporomycetes; Peronosporales; Peronosporaceae. Gene Ontology annotation, cellular component: small-subunit processome.